Molecule: messenger RNA, 411 nt
Organism: Sparassis crispa
Lineage: Eukaryota; Fungi; Basidiomycota; Agaricomycetes; Polyporales; Sparassidaceae
Exons: 3
Coding region: 1-411 (136 amino acids)
Source: RefSeq, a predicted model, not a curated record
AUGGCGUCGAUCGCUUUACGGCCACUAUCACCCAUAAUCUUCCCGCCGAAACCAUGCAAUCUUCCGACGGAGGACGACUUCAGGUUCGCCUGGGCUUAUCGGAACGCCGUUGAGAAGGCCAUGUUCAUCGGGAGACCGGCGGGGUUGAGACCUGCCCACCUCGUUGAUGCAUACGCGUACGAGACGAAGGUAUACAUGGCGCUGUUCGUGAACGAUGUGCCCUCACAGGGGCAAGAGAUUCGUGAGCUCAUGAACUUUGUGAGAACGAAGGGGACGCAUCUGGAAUAUCUGAUGGAGGUUAUUCACCAGAUCUGCGAGGGCGCACGAUCUGGCUCUCUCCGUUUCGUUUCUUCCGCGGUCCCGCUAACGUUGACGUUGGUUUCUGUAGUACUAUGGCAUGCGCCCUCAUGA